AUGGCGUCGACCACGUGCCCUAGACCUCCUCCACCAGAAACGCCACAAAAAGUCGUCCUUAAUUCAACAACCCAAGAAAAAGAGUCGGAAAAACUAACCACGCCAUCUGUUAGUUCAGAUUCCAAAACCCCAUUAUCCAGCGGGCCCCAACAAGCCUCCACUACAGUUGACCCCGAAGCCCCUGAUGCCACAACCUCUAGGGACACCUCCGUUGACCAAGAAAAGAAAACAUCCGACCCUGGAAGCAUGAAGAACAGCUCUGCUUCUCUACCCAAGACCAGUGGGAGUGCGAAAAUCAGUGAAAAGGCUGAAUUUGUGGAGAGCGGGAAAAGUAGCAUUUGCCGAGCGAGCACGUGCAGUGACAUCAGUGAUGAGAGCACAAGCAGCAGCUUCAGCAGUGGCGUAAACAAACCCCAUAAAGCAAAUGAUGUGAGGUGGGAGGCGAUCCGGGCCGUCCGAUCCAGAGAUGGUGGGGUCCUUGGGCUUAGCCAUUUCAGGCUGCUCAAGAGGUUGGGGUGUGGAGAUAUCGGGAGUGUCUAUUUGGCCGAGCUGAGUGGGACUGGGUGCCAUUUUGCGAUGAAGGUCAUGGACAAGGCGUCGUUGGCGGGCCGGAAGAAGCUGCUGCGGGCCCAGACGGAGAGGGAGAUACUUCAGUCAUUGGAUCAUCCCUUUCUGCCGACUCUGUAUAGUCAUUUUGAGACGGAUAAGUUCUCGUGCUUGGUGAUGGAGUUCUGCCCCGGUGGGGACCUGCACACGCUCAGGCAGAGGCAGCCGGGGAAGUAUUUUUCUGAGCAGGCCGUGAAAUUCUACGUGGCCGAAGUUCUCCUCUCCCUCGAGUACCUCCACAUGCUGGGUAUCGUUUAUCGCGACCUAAAGCCCGAGAACGUCCUUGUCCGGGACGACGGCCAUAUCAUGCUCUCCGACUUCGAUCUCUCCCUCCGCUGCUCCGUGAGCCCCACCCUCGUCAAGACGUCGUCCAUCGACUCCAACCCCCAAAACCGAAACCCCACCUACUGUGCACAGCCUGCCUGCAUCGAGCCCACCUCUUGCAUUCAGCCUUCAUGCGUCAUCCCCACAUCCUGUUUCGCCCCACGCCUUUUUUCCUCCAAAUCCAAGAAAGACCGGAAAAAACAGCAGCCACCGGCCCGGAACGAGCUGGGCAGCCAGGUCAGCCCGCUUCCUGAGCUCGUGGCCGAGCCCAGCAAUGCCCGCUCAAUGUCGUUUGUCGGGACCCACGAGUAUCUUGCCCCUGAGAUCAUCAAGGGGGAGGGCCACGGCAGUGCGGUCGACUGGUGGACCUUCGGGAUCUUUCUGUAUGAGCUCCUCUUUGGGAAAACCCCAUUCAAGGGGUCGGGCAACCGGGCCACGCUCUUCAACGUCGUGGGCCAGCCCCUCAGGUUCCCAGAGUCUCCGGUGGUUAGUUUCGCGGCCCGGGACCUGAUCAGGGGCCUGCUCGUCAAGGAGCCCCAGCACAGGCUGGCUUAUAAACGUGGGGCCACCGAGAUCAAACAGCACCCAUUCUUUGAGGGGGUGAAUUGGGCCCUGAUACGUUGCGCCACGCCUCCCGAGGUCCCAAGGCCCGUCGACUACGAGAGGUUGCCUGGGCCAAGCCCAGGCCCAAAUCCGCCUGCUGGUGAGAAGGCGGCAGCUGAUCAGAAAGGCGGACAUCGCGUGGAUCCGAUUUUUAUGUUAAAUCUCGACUUUUCUUUAGACGCUAUACGUUUUUCUGUAUGUAUGCUGAUGCGUCAUUUGGUGCCGACUGUUUAUGUCUAUCGACCACCACGCAACGAUAGCUGUGAAUUGCGGUGUGACCGGAAUCACUUUUUGAAUGCGCUUUUGGCUCGAUAA
This is a messenger RNA of Striga hermonthica, 1848 nucleotides long. Lineage: Eukaryota; Viridiplantae; Streptophyta; Magnoliopsida; Lamiales; Orobanchaceae. The record is from the annotation of a GenBank genome assembly.